Molecule: messenger RNA, 2831 nt
Organism: Tribolium castaneum (red flour beetle)
Lineage: Eukaryota; Metazoa; Arthropoda; Insecta; Coleoptera; Tenebrionidae
Product: putative ATP-dependent RNA helicase TDRD12
Exons: 6
Coding region: 136-2211 (691 amino acids)
Biological process (GO): germ-line stem cell division
Molecular function (GO): ATP binding; nucleic acid binding
Source: RefSeq, a predicted model, not a curated record
UCAGAAAAUUCGUUGAUUCGAAAAUUCGGGUUACGGGUGCGCCAAAAAGUUGAGGUUACGUCGAUGUUUACUUUUUUUGUACAAAAAGAAAAUUUUAACAAGUAAUAUUCGUCGGGAGUAAAAUUUAGGCGAAUUAUGGAAAAGAAAAAAUUGGUGACGAGGUACAUCCCUGCUGGGAUGAAUCUUGCUUCUCUGAACCCCCAACCAGCAAAAUAUAGAACAAAAAAAUGUAAACCAAUCCCUUUUGAUAAAAUAUUGGAAAGGGAUAUUUUCUUGUCAGAAGACGAGGAUGUGAGCACACAAGUGGUCACUAGUCCUCCAAGAAAGGAGGAGAAAGAGCGACAAAAAAUGAAACCACCACGCACGAUUUGUGCAAACAAGUCGCUUUGUUUCGACGAAUAUAACAUUAAAAUAACUGAAACUCCAGGGUUUGAGAAAAUACCAAGUGAACCACCACUUGUGAAAGAAACCACUGAAGCACCUGUUUCCUUUAAGGCUAAAAUGUUUGAGAGACUUAAAGUAACCGAAACUCCAGCGUUAGGGAAAAUAGCAAAUGAACCAUCUCUUGUAGAAGAAACCAUUACACCACCUGUUUCUUUUAAGGCUAAAAUGUGUGAGAGACUUAAAGUAACUGAAACUCCAGGGUUAGGGAAAAUAGCAAGUGAACCAUCACUUGUGGUAGAAACCACUUCAGCACCUGUUUCAUUUAAGGCUAAAAUGUGUGAAAGACUCCAGAGACAUAAACUCAAAAAACAAAACGCCAGUCCUGAUUCCACAGCACAUUCCAGUGAAAGACAAGUUAAAAUACAAAAGUGCGAGUGUAGUGACUGUGAUAAAUUUGCGUCUUGUACAUUUUGGCUGCAUAAUAACGUAACAUUUGACGAAACUGGCAAGACUGUUACAAAGGGGCUACCACUACUGAAGGGCGACCCGACUGAUAAAGAGAUUUCAAUUUUCAAAACUUUCAAUAAAAUCAUACUUCAUGGGGUGGUCAUCCCAAAACCGCUGUUUUCUUUAGAUGAAACCAACAUUGACGCCAACAUUCAGAAAGCAAUGGUCAAAAUAAAUUGCGCCUCAUCUAAAGACGUCCAGUCUUACAUGUGGCCAGCCGUCCAAAGAGGCCUGAACACUUUUAUGAUCGCUGCUCCCAAAUCGGGAAAAACUUUAGCAUAUUUGCCGGCAUUUUGCUCUUUUGCGAUGGAAAAAAAUGACCGAUAUGCCGAGCUGGCACAGUAUACGGGACCCCUAAUUAUCAUAUUAUGCCCAACUAGUAAAAAUUGUAAUGAAUUGCAUGACUUAAUCACGGAACUGGUCGUUGAGUGCUGGGACGCCCCCGUGGUUGAAGUUUUAACAGAAAAUUCUCCAGUUCAGAGCGACUGUGAUAUUUUGGUAACGGUGCCCUCAGUACUAGAAGAGUGCCUUAAAGCGGGAAAAGUCAGUUUAAAGCGGCUGUGCCACCUGGCCAUAGAAGAUGGAUAUUUUCUCUUGAAGAACCACAACCAGAGCAUGGAAAAGUUGCUUAAAAUUAUAAAUAUUGCACAAACAAAUCGACCCCAUAACAAGAAUAUCCAAAUUGUGGUCAGUUCCGAGAAGUGGUCGUCUGAUCUUGAGCUGCUGUUAAGAAAGCUGUACGUGACUCCACUUGUCUGUUUUGAAGAUUUUCUCGAAGCGGCUGUUUACUCUAAAGUGGAGUUCAAGAAAAAGAAAUUGAAGUCGUUGUAUAAACUCUUUUACCUAGACGAUGUGCUGAAAGGGCACUACAUGACCCACAAAGCCGUUGUGUUUUGUGAAGAGGAGGAGAUCGGAACGAUCAAAGAGCACCUGGAAAUUAGCGGCGUGGAAUGUAUUACGAUUUCUAAUGACCUAAUUGAAGACGAGAUUUUUGAAAAUGAAGACAUGUGGCGAUCGUUGCCCACAGGACAAUAUAAAGUCUUUUUGUGUACUGAUGCCCUAUUUGAGAGGACGGCACGCGUAUUGAAUGCCAACUGGGUCGUUCACUACAGCCUCCCGUCAAAUUGGACGCAGUUCCAGAAACGUUUCAGGUGUUUGGUUGAAAAUUUGUGCUCACCGUUCGAUGUCAGCGACAACAUUUACAAGACCAACGAUAAAUGCAGUUUUCUUCUAAUUGACGAAGCUUGUGAUAACCAGAUAUUCCUAGAUUUUUUUGAAGUGUUGACCCGCAAUUUAGUGACGCAUUUACAGUUAAAGUAAACUGUGUUUUAUCUUCGGGGAAAGGCAACACAAUGAGAUCAGAAACUCUUAAACUGAGGACGUACUUUAUCCGGAAACCCAAAAAAGUCAUCACUUUUGAGUAUGUCACAAGUAAAAGUCAUUACGCCUAAACGGUCUUUCUUUUGCUGUUUUAGCAAUUUCUGGAGAAUUACACCAAUAGGUGUCCUAGUUAAACUAAUAAACAUUCUAGGAAAAUUUCAACAAAAUUCCGAUUUGAUUAUUUUAUUAAUUUACUCGUUACCAUUUUUUUUGCUUUGUUCGAACUUUUCAGUUUGUUUUUGAGCCAAAAUCUUUUGCUAAAACAGAAACGGGUUUUUCGAAAACCUUGUUAAAGACAAGUCAAAAAAUAAAUGCGGGAUAAAAUGCGUAUGUAGUAAUUUGUAGUAACAUAAACACAUAACAUCACUUAAACUAUCACACUUACUACUCCUAGGAGCAUAAUUUAGACUGUUGUAAAAAUUAAAAUAGUGUUUUUCUAAGGAUUUUUACGAACUUUUGUACGUUCCAUAUCCUUUUUUGAUCGUUUUAAGUAAUUUUAAAAGUCCAGAUACUGAAACUCUUCAGUAAACCCUGCCAUGAUUCAACAAAAAUUAAGUUGU